Messenger RNA from Aspergillus glaucus CBS 516.65, 790 nucleotides. RefSeq lists its product as uncharacterized. NCBI's taxonomy places the organism in Eukaryota, Fungi, Ascomycota, Eurotiomycetes, Eurotiales, Aspergillaceae. The transcript is spliced from 5 exons. Bases 167 to 433 code for a protein of 88 amino acids. The record is from RefSeq and is a predicted model, not a curated record.
AGGAAUCUCCUUGACUUCUUCUCCUAUUCUUUCCCACUUAACACCUUUACUCACAAGAAGUACAGAUUAAACUAUCGAUACUUGUAUUGCUUGUUGUUCCGACUAGACGCAGCGAAUACUUGGCAUUUUCUUCGUUCUCUUUCUCUAGCAACCACCUACCAACAUCAUGAGCGCCAACCAGUACUACGCCGGUCCUCCCCCACCUCCUCAGGCCUACCCCCCUCAAGGCUAUCCUCAGGGCGGCUAUCCUCCUCCGCAGGGCUACCCCCAGUACCCCCCUCCGCAGCAGAUGCAGUACCAGCAGGCUCCUCCGCCGCAGAAGAAGGACCGUGGAUGCUUGACAGCUUGUAUCGCCACCCUGUGCUGCUGCUUCCUGUGCGAGGAAUCCUGCGAGUGUUGCUUCGAGUGCAUCGAGUGCUGUGAAAUGUGUUAGACCGUCCACGAUCGAUUCGAUGGCCGAUGAUCGAUGAUUCGACCAGACUACGAUGAUUUCGCUUCUUCGUCCCCGUCCCGAGUCCGCGAUGCGAUACGUACAUAAUCAAACGCCGGAGUGGUCUCGGUCGUUGUUCCAUAAUUAGGAUACUCGGGCAUGGCAUCUGGACAGCGGCUAGGAGGCGGGUGGCUAUUCUUUUUUAUUCCUUUUUACGGCGCGUAUUUAAUGAUCCUGUUUCAUGUUUUAUUGUUUUAUGACUGCAAAUAUACCUCUUAAUGGUCGAUCGUUCUGUAGUAUGGAUGAAUGAUUAUCCCUUAUCAGUCUUGGCUCUGCAAGUCGGUAUUGUAGUCAAAACGC